This is a messenger RNA of Talaromyces rugulosus, 2325 nucleotides long. RefSeq lists its product as uncharacterized. The coding region runs from base 1 to 2325 and encodes 774 amino acids. Lineage: Eukaryota; Fungi; Ascomycota; Eurotiomycetes; Eurotiales; Trichocomaceae. Gene Ontology annotation, molecular function: 4 iron, 4 sulfur cluster binding; 3-isopropylmalate dehydratase activity. The record is from RefSeq and is a predicted model, not a curated record. Gene Ontology annotation, biological process: L-leucine biosynthetic process. The transcript is spliced from 4 exons. Gene Ontology annotation, cellular component: 3-isopropylmalate dehydratase complex.
AUGCCCGGAGCAGACAAAAAACUAAAGACCUUGUAUGACAAGGUCUUUGAAGACCACAUUGUCAACGAACAAGACGACGGCACGAUUUUGCUGUAUAUUGACCGACAUUUGGUCCACGAAGUCACAUCUCCUCAAGCCUUUGAAGGCCUCUCAAAUGCCGGCCGAAAAGUCCGCCGACCGGAUUGCACUCUCGCUACUGUCGAUCACAAUAUCCCCACCGCCCCAAGAAAAAACUUCAAAAAUGUCGAGACCUUUGUCGAGGAGGCCGACUCCCGUCUUCAAUGCAUGACCCUCGAAGAGAAUGUGAAGAACUUUGGCUUGACAUACUUCGGCCUUGACGAUGACCGCCAAGGUAUCGUGCACGUUAUCGGACCCGAACAGGGCUUCACCUUGCCCGGAACCACUGUCGUUUGUGGUGACAGCCACACCUCUACCCACGGUGCCUUUGGUUCCCUUGCAUUCGGUAUUGGAACAAGUGAAGUCGAACACGUCCUGGCCACUCAGACCCUCUUGACGAAACGGAGUAAAAACAUGCGCGUUCAAGUCGACGGUGAAUUACACCCUGGUGUUACGAGUAAAGACGUUGUUCUUCACAUCAUCGGUGUCAUUGGUACUGCCGGUGGUACUGGAUGCGUCAUUGAAUUCUGCGGAUCGGUUAUCCGAAGUCUUACCAUGGAAGCCCGUAUGUCCAUGUGCAACAUGUCAAUCGAGGGCGGUGCCCGUGCCGGUAUGGUGGCUCCGGACGAGGUUACUUUCGAAUAUCUCAAGGGCCGACCCUUGGCACCCAAGUAUGACAGUGCCGAGUGGAAGAAGGCUGUGAACUAUUGGACUAGCUUGCGCUCGGAUGAAGGCGCCAAGUAUGAUAUCGACGUGUUCCUUGAUGGCAAGGACAUCCUUCCCACCGUAUCUUGGGGUACUUCGCCUCAGGAUGUACUUCCUAUUACCGGCGUUGUCCCCUCUCCCGAUGAUUUCGAAGACGAGAACCGCAAGCUCAGCUGUAAGCGCGCUCUCGAAUACAUGGGUCUCACUUCCGGGACCCCCCUCAAGGAUAUUGAAUUGGACAAAGUUUUCAUUGGCUCAUGCACCAACUCUCGACUAGAGGAUUUGCGUGCGGCUGCUAAAGUUGUCGAGGGCAAGAAGAUUGCUGCGAACAUCAAGCGCGCCAUGGUCGUUCCCGGCUCUGGUCUCAUCAAGAAGCAAGCAGAAGCCGAGGGUUUGGACAAGAUUUUCACUGACGCUGGUUUUGAGUGGCGUGAAGCAGGUUGCUCUAUGUGUUUGGGAAUGAACCCAGAUAUUCUAUCACCACGCGAGAGAUGUGCUAGUACGUCGAACCGUAACUUUGAAGGUCGACAGGGUGCUCUUGGUCGAACUCACUUGAUGGCCCCCGCAAUGGCUGCUGCCGCUGCCAUUGUUGGAAAGCUUACCGAUGUUCGGGACUUCGCCCAGGCUACUAGCUCUUCUCGAAAGGCUGCUCCCAUCUCCAUUCAGCCCGAGAUUGAGGAGCUCGACACCGAGAGUGACCUCGAACGCAUCCUAGACGUCCCCGAAGACAACGAGCCACACGCCAACACCAAGUCCAGCGGUACGAGCGCGGGUCUUCCCAAGUUCACUACCCUGAAGGGCAUUGCUGCUCCAAUGAACCGUGCCAACGUCGACACUGACGCCAUCAUCCCCAAGCAGUUCCUCAAGACCAUCAAGCGAACAGGCCUUGGAACCGCCCUCUUCCACCAAUUCCGCUACAACUCCGACAACGGCAGUGAGCUCCCAGACUUUGUUCUCAACCAGGAGCCAUACCGUAAUGCCAAGAUCCUCGUCGUGAGCGGGCCCAACUUUGGCUGCGGUAGCUCGCGUGAGCACGCACCCUGGGCACUGCUCGACUUUGGCAUCAAGUGUGUCAUUGCACCUUCAUUUGCCGACAUCUUCUUCAACAACACGUUUAAAAACGGCAUGCUUCCAAUCCCCAUCUCCGAUGAAGCCGCUCUCCAAAAGAUCACCGCCGAAGCUGCCGCCGGCAAGGAAAUCGAAGUCGAUCUCGUCAACCAAGUCAUCCGCGAUGCAGACGGUAACACCAUUGCCCCCUUCGAGGUCGAUGAAUUCCGGAAACACUGCCUUGUCAACGGCCUCGACGACAUUGGUCUUACUCUCCAGAUGGAGAGCAAGAUCCGCGUCUUUGAGACGAAACGGAGUAUCGAGACCCCCUGGUUGGACGGCAGCGGCUACUUGAAAAAGCAUCGUCGUGGUAAUGGUGGUGCUACAAAGGUUGAAGCUGCGCCAGUCCCCAAGACGAAUCGUGGUGAUGUCAAGAAUGAGCCCCUUGAGUGGUAA